AUGUCUCAACAGCAAAGUCCCGAUGGUGCUAGCUCCAACAAUGCGGAAGCUCAGAUUCGCGACUUGCCUACCACCUUUUCGCAGCUCCCACGAACAGAGUCCAACUCAGCCCAAGCCGGAGAUGGGGACCAGCAAGAGAGCAAUGAAUGCAGUUCUGAACACUCUAGUCAUUCUUUGGAACUCGAAGCCCACGAACAAGGGCUCGAUGAGCAGGUCCGUAUAGAGCAAGAAACCCAAGAACGCGAGGCCAUCUGGCAUCGUCGUCUCCAAAGCGAUAGCCCCGACAAUCCGCAAGCUUCUCAGGCACCAUCUCAAACACCCCCUCUCGUCAUCGGGGCGCCGCUGGGCAAGAAUCUCACAGUCGUAGAAGCAGCACGCCGCCUCGUAUCCCAGUGGGAAGCAAUCCACCAGUCCACAGUCUCAUCAAACCCGGAGGCUGCCGGCCCCAUCUGGGAAGAACUAAGCCAAGCCCGCGCUCAACUCGAUGCCCUCACGGCCCAUCAACCACACAGAGACUCGCACAUCCCUCCCCUGGGCGAACCAAACCAAGAUCCAGCAACGACACCCCUCAACUCGCUCCUCGCGCACAAGACAGAAGUCGUCGCCUCCAGGAUCGAGUUCCUCGCAGCCUCCCUCGCCGACUCGACAUUCCCCCCAGAGCGCGCCAACAUCACCGCCGCCAUCUCCCUCUACCGCGCCUCCCGCAUCCCCUAUUCGGCAAACUGGGCCCUUCUCUACGCGGGCCACCUCGUCGACUUUGCCCCGACCUACGCCUCCUUCACGGCGGACCGCGCCGCCCGCCUAGACCGCUACAGCCGCCUCCACGGCGAGGGCUGGCUCUGGAUCGAGCCGCCCCUGGCCCGCGAUCCCGCCGGUCCGUCGCCCUUCUUCUCCGCGCGCAAGGGCACCUUUCUCCCGGAGACGGACUCGGCGUACGACAUGGGUCACUACAGCGUCACCAUGUCGUUUCGUCGGAUGAAGAACCUCGUCUACCGCGGUGCCCUGGUGACAAACAUGUCCAAGAAGCGGAAGCGCGACCGCGACGCCCGGAGCAGCGACGACGAGGCGACGGUGCGCAACGAAAAGGACUGGCCGGCGCGCUCCGCCAAAGACGAUGCGCACGAAGUGUACGACGAUAUCGAUGCCUUCAACUCGGACUCGGACGUACUGCUGCCGCCUCCUCGUUGGCCGAAUAGAUUGCGCACGCCUGCGCCACCGCCAUCGUCCUCCUCCCGCGCAGGCAUACAACCGGCGCAAGGGCUCCGCAGAAACCGCCCCUCGCGGCACCCCCUCAUGGCCCGCGACCCGGCUGCGCCGACGCUGCACUUCCGCACGCUCCUCGACAGCGGCUCGACGCUGCCCAUGCUCUACAACCGCGACGUCCGCGCCCUGGGCAUCCACCGCGCGUCCUACGCCGCCGUCUCCCGCGUCUCGGUGCAGACGGCCUCGGAGGCCAUGGCCACCUGGCUGUACGAGAUGGAGGUCGCCGUGGUCGACACGCAGACGUGCGAGCCGCUCGUCUCGUCCUCGUCGCCCGUCUGGCCGGCGGAGGAGCCCACGCUGGGCGGCGUCACGCUGAUCAUGGUGCGCAAGUCGCCGCGGCUCGACGGCGCCGCCCCUUCCUUCUCGUCGCCGUGCGGGGGCAAGAAUGCCGUCGCCAAGACCACGGGCGAUGGCGAGACGACGUUUCUCGAAAACGCAACGAGCUUGAUCGAUAUCGCUGAGGGCCGCGACUAUGGUCGACUGUCUGGGCUCUUGCCGUUCAAAGUCUGUUAUCUGCAGAGCACCCCGGGCUUGCGCACCAUCUGGAUGGGCGAGGACCGCCGCGAUGUUCUGGGCGCGCACCGUAUGCCCGGACAGAUGCGCUGGGUGCCCGGCACUGGGAGGGUGUGCGAUCCUGGUCAUCCCCGGGAUGUGUGGAAGACGGUCUGCAAAGAUGACAAUGGCAAGCCUUCUUUGCUGCGCAUGGGGCACGAGGAAUCGAUCUGUAGCGACGGGGAGCAAAGGGCUCGCUUGGUCGACUUUGAGGAGAAGGGAUGGAAAGGAAGAAGCGAAGUCACGGUUGUGGACAAGAAAGGUAUUAGGGUGAAGCAUGCCAUUGAGCCUAGGACACUGGACUCGCAGCAACGGAAGCAAAGUAAAAGACUGAGGUAUGCAGACGAGCUGAGUUGA
This is a messenger RNA of Colletotrichum orchidophilum, 2172 nucleotides long. RefSeq lists its product as uncharacterized. NCBI's taxonomy places the organism in Eukaryota, Fungi, Ascomycota, Sordariomycetes, Glomerellales, Glomerellaceae. The coding region runs from base 1 to 2172 and encodes 723 amino acids. The transcript has a single exon. The record is from RefSeq and is a predicted model, not a curated record.